Messenger RNA from Aspergillus nidulans FGSC A4, 270 nucleotides. RefSeq lists its product as uncharacterized. Lineage: Eukaryota; Fungi; Ascomycota; Eurotiomycetes; Eurotiales; Aspergillaceae. The coding region runs from base 1 to 270 and encodes 89 amino acids. The transcript is spliced from 4 exons. The record is from RefSeq and is a predicted model, not a curated record.
AUGCGCAUCAGCCAAUGUGGGAGUCCUGCUGCCGCCGCUGCAUUCUCCAACAGCUCGCGAUAUGGAUGCUUUUCGGUUUCAUCGGUACCCGGAUGGGAAAGACUUGCGCCGCUCUCCAGACCGGAUAACUCGGGUUAUACCCCUGUUCAAGUACCUACAUGGCAUGAAUUGACGCAUCCCGACAUCGACACACCCCGUAUCCCGUACCGCUCAAUGCGUGCUACCACGAGCCCCUCUUAUCACGUCCUUCGAACCAUGGAAGGAGAGUGA